AUGACGCACCAAAUCCUCGGCCUCCUCGUCGCCGCGCUCCUGCUCACGCAGGCCGCGGCUCACACCUGGAUCGAGCAGCUCUCGGUCAUCAAGAACGGCGCCUACGUCGGCAACUAUGGCUAUCCCCGAGGCUACCUCGCUCGCACCGACCCUGGCUUCAACGGUGGCGCCAGCUCUCAGUGGCUCCUCCCUCCUCUCGACUCCGGCAGACUCCGCGUCAACGCCAGCGACAACCUUUGCCGCCCGGAGCAGCAAAAGCAGACCCAGUCCGAGAACUGGCCUCGCCUCAGCGUCGCUCCCGGUGACUACGCCGCCAUGAAGUACGCCGAGAACGGCCAUGUCACCCUGCCAAACAACCAGAAGGGCAAGCCCGAGAAGGGUGGCACCAUCUUCGUCUAUGGCACUACCGAGCCCAAGGACGACGAGAAGCUCACCACCGUUCUCGAGUGGAGCGAGGACGGCACUGGCGGUGACAAGCGCGGAAAGUUGCUGGCGACCAACAACUUCGACGAUGGCCGCUGCUACCAGAUCAACUCGAGCCCCAUCUCCGUACAGCGCCAGAAGGAGUUUCCUGACCCGAACCCCGGCCAGCCCGACUCCUACAACGAGCAGUACUGCGAGACGGAUGUAAAAAUCCCCGAGGACCAGGAGGCUGGUGCGACCUACACGCUCUACUGGGUGUGGCAGUGGCCUACCGCCGCGGGGGCAGACCCGACAUACCCCGACGGCAAGGAUGAGUGGUACACCACCUGCUCUGACGUCGACAUCACGGCCGCCAACACCCUCCAGAGCUUUGCCGCCGGAAGCUCGCAGCAAAAGUACAAGUUGGAGCAGCAAGACCCUCAGAGCAAGGCAGUCACCAACUACAGCGAUCGCUCUGCUCUGACCACCAAUCCCACCCAGGGAAUGGCUGCUGCUUCGGGUGCUUCCAGCGCGGCAACCACUCCUGGCACUCCUGGCACUCCUGGCUCGACUCCUGGCUUGACCCCAGUCUCUUCGGCCGCCAGCGCUGCCACGCCUACCGCAGGUGCUUCCGACCCUCUGGAGACCGUCUAUGUCACCAUCACUGCCUCGCCGACCACCAAGAGCAUGGUCACCCAGAUGGUUACCGUCACCGGAGACGUCCCGCUCGUCACGCAGUACCUGACCACCACCAUGGCGCUUGGCGCUCGUGGUGCUUCCCGCCGGCCCCAAGCUGAGGUGGGGCCCAAGCGCCGCUCUGUCCACCACCGUCGGGGUGUUGUCAAGGCCGACAGCGAGGAAGAGCCCGCAGAAGAGCAGGCAGAAGAGCAGACAGCACCGAUCGGCUUCAUCGGCACCGAGAGCAUUGUCGGUCGCCAGGUUGCCACGGGUGCUGCUCCCUCAUCGAUGGCUGCGCCGUCGCUGAUGAUGACUACCAUGAUCUUCUUCACGAUCGCCUACGUUUUCGCAUAG
Messenger RNA from Diplodia corticola, 1434 nucleotides. RefSeq lists its product as uncharacterized. Lineage: Eukaryota; Fungi; Ascomycota; Dothideomycetes; Botryosphaeriales; Botryosphaeriaceae. The coding region runs from base 1 to 1434 and encodes 477 amino acids. The record is from RefSeq and is a predicted model, not a curated record. The transcript has a single exon.